Molecule: messenger RNA, 6240 nt
Organism: Lethenteron reissneri (Far Eastern brook lamprey)
Lineage: Eukaryota; Metazoa; Chordata; Hyperoartia; Petromyzontiformes; Petromyzontidae
Product: microtubule-associated protein tau-like
Biological process (GO): microtubule cytoskeleton organization; neuron projection development
Cellular component (GO): neuron projection
Molecular function (GO): microtubule binding
Source: RefSeq, a predicted model, not a curated record
GUCGACGCCGUCCCGCGUCUCCAGGAGAACGGCUUCGGGAGCGGCGGCGCUCACCUCUCGGUCGCUCCAGGGGUUGUGGGCGAAGCGGGCGGCCCCAGGGAGGAGGCGCACAACGGGUCGUCGCCGUGCUCCGCUCAAGAAGCCGUGAGCGAGGAAGGCAGUGACCAGGCCUAUGGAGCUUCCGGCAAGGACGCCAAGAUGGGGGAGCGGCGCUCCGGCCUUCCCAAGCCGACCGCCAUCCCCAAGCCCAUCCCGGCCACCGCCGCUGCCGCCACCACCACCGGCACGAAGAGCGGCGCGCCCCGCCCGCCCCACAAGCAUCACCUCGCCGCCGCAGGGAGCAGCGUCGGCGCGGGGCGGCGGCGGCGCCAGCUCCUCGCAGCCGUCAUCAGCAGCAUCGUCGGCAGCGGGGGGCGGGGGAGGUGGGGGCGGGGGAGGAGGUGGGGGCGGGGGAGGGAAGAGUUCGUCGUCGUCGUCGAAGCCGUCGCGACCCCGCAAGAAGAGCGGCACCACGACCCCCACGACCCCGGGCACCCCCGGGAGCCUCAACCACUGGAGCGGGAUCCUCACCCCGCUGAGCCGCCCCCACUCCACGCCCACGCCCGUGCGGGACAAGGUGGCGAUCAUUCGAUCUGCGCCCCGCGCCGCUCGACCCCGGGAGGUCACGACCCCUCCUGCCCAGCUCGACCUCUCACACGUGCGCUCUAAGAUAUCCUCCCACCACGGCAACGCCAAACACCAGCCUGCGGAGGGGCAGACGCAGGUCUUCAGCGAGAAGCAGGACUACAGCCACGUGAACUCCAAGUGCAACUCCAUGGCCAACCUGAGGCACUCCCCCGGCGGAGGGAACGUCCAGAUCACCACGAAGAAGAUCGACUUGUCCAACGUGAGCUCCAAGUGCGGCUCCUUCAACAACGUGCGCCACAAGCCUGGCGGAGGGAACGUGCAGAUCCAGAGCCACAAGCUCGAGUUCAAGGAUAAGGCCAAGUCCAAGGUGGGGUCCUUCGACAACACGACCCACACGCGCGGAGGCAACAUCAAGAUCGAGAGCCACAAGCUGAACUUCCGCGAGUCGGCGCGCUCGCGCACGGACCACGGCGCCGACAUUGUGUCGGCGGGUCACACCCCGCGCCGCCUCAGCAACGUGAGCUCCGCGGGCAGCGCCAACCUUCUGGAGUCGCCGCGCCUCUCCACACUCGCCUCCGACGUGUCGGCCGCCCUCGCCCAGCAGGCGCUGUGACAGCCCCCCCCCCCACCCACCCUCACCGCCCCCCCACCACCAAGCCUGCCCUACUCCCCCUCGAGCGAUGGCUCCCUUCUUGUUUCUACCCCGCUCACUCUCUCCUCUCUCUCCUCUCUCGCUUCCCCCGUCUCUCGCCGAUUGACCUUCGUUUGCCUCUCUUCUCACUCGGACCCAUCCUCCCACUCUCCACUUUGUCUCUCUCCUCCCUACUAUCGUCCCCCCCCCCCACCACCUCCGCUCUCUCCUCUCGCCUGUCUUGAUCCCCUCCCUCCAUCCCUGAGUGAGUCCGAGCUGAGCUCCGGGCGGCUGGGCGGUUGUGUGGUCUUUGUCCCGAGCAGUCGGACAGAAUCCCCAGCGGGAUCUCCAUGAAUCUCCACGCCUCAUAUAGCUCUCCGUAGGUCACGUGGGAGAGCGCUCCGCCUCCCCGUCACCGUCUCCCCGUCACCGUCACCGCCUCCCUGUCACCUUCACCGUCUCUGUCACCGUCUCUGUCACCAUCUCCCUGUCAACGUCUCCCUGUCACCGGGGGAGUCGUUUAGAUUCACUCGGAGGCGGUGAUGAAUCGGAAAUUCCGCCACCGGUUAAGGUGUUGGUUAAGGGAACCGGAUAAGGGAACUUCUUGUUUAAGGGACCAGUUAAGGGACCAGUUAAGGGAACGGUUAAGGGACUGGUCAAGGGUCCAGUUAAGGGUCCAGUUAAGGAGCCGUUUAAGGGACCAGUUCAGGCGACUGGUUAGUUUGUAGUGAUGAUGAUGUUGUUGUUGUGGGGCUGUAGCGGCGCGCUGGAGACGAUCGCGAGUUGGGAAGUGCGAAUUUGAGAACGCACAUUGACCCAUCGCUCCCUUCAACGGUGGAAAUUCCACAUUCCCAUGGCGGUGGGAGCGGUGGGGGCAGUCUUUCCGUACGUCAAUAACGACGGCUAUAGCGACAACCCACCCUCGUGGACCCGGUCGCACAGUUUGUAUCCUGGCUCGUGACCCACGGGCAAAGUUUACCUGCUCCGUCGUGCUCGCCCGUGCCUCUCCGCUGCUGGACGGAUUCCUCGUCCAUCCAGAAGUUGACGACGACGAUGCCCAGUGCCGGAUUAAGCUAGUGCGGGGCCUGUAGCAUACGAUGUUAUUAAAGGGGCCCUAAAUAAAAUACAACACGUAAAUAUGAAAACACUAACUUUUUUUUUACUUUGCAUAAUAAAGUAAUUGUAUUUUUUCAUUUGCUAUACAGCCAGAUAAUACGUGAAAUCGCUAACCUUUAACACCCGGUCGUUCGCAAAAGUUGAAGGCGGUAUAGUACUAUAGUAAUAGAGCAAGUGCACAAACACGGAACCGGAAUUGAUAGCUUGAAAGCAUUUAGCGCGGGGCCCUUGACAGUGCGGGGCCCGUAGCAUGUGUAGCUACUACUACAUGUGUAGCUACUACUAUAUAUGUAGCUGCUACUACAUGUGUAGCUACUACUAUAUAUGUAGCUACUACUACAUAUGUAGCAGCUACUACAUAUGUAGCUACUUGUGCCACUAGGAUAAUCCGGCACUGACGAUGCUGAUGUCGUCGUUGUACGUGCCGAGCGGACGCCCCGGGUGGGAUUUGUACUCGUCAGCCUCUCGCGUUGGCCGCGGCGCCGCCCCUCCUGCUGCCCGACGAGGAGCGCGUGCCGACGUGCGUGUCGGCACGCGCCCCUCGAUGCCCGCGAGCGCCAGCGGGAACGGUCCGCUGGCGUCGCCAUCGCGCCUCUCGGUCUCCGAUCGCGCGCCCAGGGGUUUAUUUAUUCGCCGUGAGGUCGUUUGCCGUGCGGGCCGUCGACUCCUGUGGUGGGGGGGCGGGGGGGGGGCGGAGGUGAACCGGGACUUGGUCGCGGUCGGGACUCGGCGAAUACUCGGCGAGGACUCGGCGAGUCCUUGGGGGAGACUUUCGCCGUCCCCACACGCCGGGGGGGGGGGCACCCCCCCCACAGUACGCCGGAUGAAGGCUUCGUGGUCGUUUGACCAUACUUCACCGCGCUGGUCAGUGCAGGUCAGUGAAGGUUACGGGGGGGGGGGGGGGAUCAGGUUCAGACGUCGUUGGAACUUUGACUGCCGGGUUUGUAGCGCGGUGCGUUAAUCGCGGCACCACCGCUCCACCCCCGGCACUGCUGUAGGUACGGUUGGCCUCGCGCUAACGUUAGUUGGACGACGCUUUCACGUUUGUAACCGCUCGCUAGUACGAUUUAAAAUAAUAUUUAAUUUUGAAUAAUAACGAGAAUAGUCGACUAUCCCUUGGCAAUUCCACUGCUGGAUGAAGGCCUUUCCCAUGCUCUUUUCAACCACGGGGGGGGUGGGGGUUGUUUGACCAUACUUCACCAGGCUGGUCAGUGUGGGUCGAUGGUGCGGCGCGCCCAUGACCCCACGUGUUUCGGGAAUUGUUGGAACUCAUCGCCGCCAGGUUCAUAGCGCAGUGCGCUAACCGCUAGGCCCACCGCUCCUCCCCCCCCCCCCCCCCCCCCCCCCCCCCCCGCUUUAAGACGUGUUACCGAUAGCGUUUUUAGCAAAAAUUUGACAAAUUUUAUUUGGCGAUGAACCGGCUGCUGCGGCUGCUGCGUUGGCAGUGGCGCACAAGCACAAUUAGCAGAAGGAAAGCACUCGACACGACUCCGUCUCAGUGACCACACGUGUGUGCGUGUGUGCGUGUGUGUGUGUGCGUUGGCUUCAACGAAAAAAAACAUAAAUUAUAAUAUAACAGGCGACCUUCGGGGCAAUGGUCCCUUCUUAACGGAACGGUGCCCGAUUCGCAAACGUGAAGGAGGAGAAGGGAGGGAGGGUGCCAUCAUCAGCGCAGAGGCGAUGACCCGCCACUCAGCGACUCCCGGACGCAAUCAUCCGCCUCAUCAACCACCUCGCUGUAGAAUGACCGCUGUUGCUCUACGCCAGCGGUCCUCCAUUGCAAGGCCCCCGCGGGCCACUGGCGGCCCCUGGCGUGCAGCCCCCUGACAAUACACAAAGAUUUACACCCCCUCCCCAUCAUCAUCGUGCUGCUGUCAAACUCCCCAAUGGUUUCAAAUGUGUGGCGGCCCUCCUCACACUGAUGAUGUCGUAUCGGCGGCAAAAGUGCCCCCUAACAACGCCAGUCGCCAUACGUCGGCAAACGAGACAGCACACAAACGACGCUUCGUCGUAGAAAGGUCAUUGCCUGAAAUGUCGCCUGUUACAGAUAUUUUUUUUUGCCUUUCAGGGCCACGCACGCACGGAUGUACGCGCGUGGCAUCGUCGCUGACGCGGAACGCGUUCAGAGUUCCGUGUUCGCUAACCGAGGUCAGACCGCCCACCGAGGCUCGGCGUGACGGGCCCGUCUCCGGACCAGUCCUCCCGUGAACUUUUAGUCUCCGUCGUCUGUGUGUGCGUGUGUGCGCGUGCGGGCGUGUGUGUGCGUGCGUGUGUGUGCGUGUGCGCACGCGCGUUGUAUAAAAUAUUUUAUACGGUACUUGUAUUUAACGGGAAAAAUAGAGCCUCUCUGGGUAGCUUUACGUAACCAAUUUGUAUAAUUUCUAGGUCGUUUGUUGUUGUUGUGGAGGUUGUUUUUGUUGUCCCAUGGUGGCUUUGUUUGGGCAGUCUUCCGAAAGUCCGGCGGGCGAGGGGGGGAACGGGCGCGGAGAUGGAGGGGGUCCAGGGUUCGGGCUGAAUGGAUGGAAUCUGACCCAAAUAAUCCCGCCCGUACAUACGUGUGUAUGUUGAACUUCUUUCGCACCAUACGUAGCCAGCCGAGCUUCCCGGAGGUGCGGGACUACGAACUCCAUCCCAUGUCGGUCCUUCCACGUAAAAAAAAAAAAAUUCCACACAUCCCAUCAGCCACACACGACGACAGGGGGCAGCAUUCUGUUCGGACCUCUUGGCCCCCCGCUCCGAUAGCCCCCCCCCCCCCAUCGUAGCGAUGAACGACGAGACGUUGACCGUCAAGCGGCGUCGCUACCGCGCGCCCCUCUUCACAGUAAACCGGUCACAUUGACAGCCCCCCCCGAGGGCGGUUUACUCCCCAUCAACUUGGCAGACGCAAGCGGCGCUAAAGGACAGAGAACUAUUUGCAAAUAUGAGAACACGUUAUUCAUAGCGACAGCCCCCCCCCCCUCGUCCUCCGUGCCAGCGAGUUAGCCGCGUCCGAGGACAGACGCCACGCACGUCACGGGGAUUCGCGCGGAUGUUCCGCACUUGCUGGAUCAUUUGCACUUGUUACUACAAUCCAUCGCUGUUCACAGAUCGCUCGCGAACUUAGGCGUCCUGGGAUGUUUUUUUUUAGCCCUCCAUUAGACGAGGCUUGAAAUUUUGCUGCCCUAACCUGGAUUUGGGUAUUUUUUGGUGUGUGUCCUUGGUGUCGUUUUUUUUUACGAAUGUUGGCGUCAACACUGGGACCGUGACGCCGGCAACGCGCGGGCCAAUCCGUCGUUCCGAGGGCCCCCCCCCCCCCCCCCCCCCCCGGUGGCAGCGGUCCCUGUGUGACACGAGGCGACUCGGCACGUGGUUCGCAUUGGCGGUUGGGCACAGCUGCUGCACGCUCGUUGACCUCCCCGCUAAUGUGGCCGCUCACCCAGCAGACACGGGACGUUGGGGGUUACAACGUUCUGCCAACGUUGGACGCCAACGUUGGGCAAACGUUGGUCCAUCAGCUCCGACUACACGCCGACGUUGGCAUGUUUAACCGGGUAAGCCAUAUUGUCCACCCAGGAGAGGUGAUCACGACGAUGGCGAUGAUGGGCCGUGCCUAACCACGGGACCUGAGUUUGAACACCCCACGUCCACCCGUCACUGUCGGAUGGCAGCAGCAGCAGCAGCAGCAGCAGCACCAACGGGUGAACUCUCGCGCGUGUGCGCACACGCGCGCACAAUUAAUUUCUCAACCUUGCGCGAGUGGCGGCACGGCUGGUGGUCGCAAGUAGCCCUAGAGUUAGUGGAUUUAUCAUCAUUAUUAUUAAUAAUAAUUAUUAUUACUGUCGCGCGUUCGCAUGUGUAAUCUGUCGCGACGCGGGCGUGGGGGGGGG